Messenger RNA from Zophobas morio, 1727 nucleotides. RefSeq lists its product as uncharacterized. NCBI's taxonomy places the organism in Eukaryota, Metazoa, Arthropoda, Insecta, Coleoptera, Tenebrionidae. The coding region runs from base 38 to 958 and encodes 306 amino acids. The transcript has 5 exons. The record is from RefSeq and is a predicted model, not a curated record.
AUCGCAAGAAUUUUGAAAAUUCCCGGACAUUCUUGUGAUGACCGUGGGUACAUUUUUGUGUAACAUUGUAACAAUGUGGUUGAUUAUGAAAACUACGAGUGUUGCAAGUGUUAAAACCAAGAAAACCAUUUCUUGUGAAAAUUUUAAUUCAGAACUUACGGCUGGCGAGAACUGGAUUUUAGAAAAUUCAAAACAUGUUCCAGUGGGGUCCGUAAUUGAUGAUAGAUGGACAGGUUUUGAGAUUUUUCACACUAGUUAUCAACGCUUCGAAAAUAUAACUUCUGCGUCAGUAUCUAUAAAUUGUGCAGUUGUACUGGAUGUGGAAUUUUUUGCUGAUGACGGAGAAAGCUUAGACUAUUAUAAAGUACGUUGUUUCAACCAUACAGGCACAUGGCAAAAUUUUUCUGUAGUAGUCAUACAUGAAAGAAUUUAUUAUACGCACAAUAAUCAAUUAAUGCGCACUAAGGCAGAUCUGACUCCCAUUCAAAUCGUUAUUAAGACUUCACAAACCACGGAAUGGAAAAUACAAAAUUAUGAGGUAUUGUGGGCCAACAACAAUACGAAUAAUCUUUGGCCUCUGAAAAUUCCAGAACAAGAAGAAUGGAACUCAUUAGCCGUAUACAGUUUUCUCUGCAAAGAAUGCAUCUUACAUGUGUUUUAUGGUAACAAGUCAAUUAAUAUCACAGGUGCUAACAACGAAACUUUUCUUUGGAGCCAGUCAUGGAAACAGAAUGAAAUUACGUUAAAUAAUUCGAAAUCUGCAAAAAUCAACUUUAUGAUAUCUGUGAAUAAUUCGCUUACAAACUUGAUGAAUGACAACAAAUUUUGGGGUCUUGAUAUACAUUUGUGCAAAAUCAAAAACGAUUACAAACAGCAAAUAAAUGGUCCCGCACAACGCGUUUCACCCAUAUACACUAUCCAAGUUUGCAUUGGAAUUUUGGUACUGUCUGUUUUUUGAAGUCUUUUAAGAAUUUUUGAAUCGAACGUGUCGGCGACUACCUGAAUAUUUAAAACGUUUUGUUCUCCCCGAGUGUAACCUGAAACAGAGACUACCAACGUUUUUGCGACGUUUCACGAUGCUGAAGUAUGAAAAAAUAAGUCUUCCUUUUCCGUCUACCUGUCUCGAAUUUUAUUAGACACAUAAUUUCCGAAACUACUAGACCGAUUGUUGUCAAUUGUUGUAUGUAUGUUAGAAAACAGAGACGUUCUGAAUUACACUAAUACAAAGGUAGCUUACCUUUAUGAAUGAUUGAAAGAUGGCAAAAUUAUGAAAGAAUUGAAUACAGUUUAUUCACAUUUAUUCUAUGGAAUCUUGUCAAGUCCAAAGGAUUAGGUACUGCCAAUAUCAUCAGUUUUCAUAAGUACCUUCGAUGAAAAAGUUAAUUUAAUUACGUUGGAAACACCAAACUUGUAGUUAAUAUAUUGAAAACUACUCUGGAACCACGCUAGGAUGAAUGUGAAUAAAACAAUAUGUGGAAGUCUGUCUGUCUAUAUGUCGUCAUCGCUUGUCUGUGUUGAUCUUUAAACAGCAUUUUACAAUUUAACUUUGAAACUACAGAGUUGCAGAAUCUUGCAAACGUGUCGAGGUAAGCAUAAUAAAUCGUUAAUCUAAAUUUAUCCAUUGAUGACCUUAUCACAGACUUUUGCAACGGAAAAACUCACUUUAAACAAACGCAUAGCAUGCUUCUAUACAUUUACUUUAACAUUACAUGCAGAUGUUUAUUUUA